Messenger RNA from Megalops cyprinoides (Indo-Pacific tarpon), 935 nucleotides. Its product is annotated as density-regulated protein-like. Bases 135 to 728 code for a protein of 197 amino acids. Gene Ontology annotation, molecular function: mRNA binding; translation initiation factor activity. Gene Ontology annotation, biological process: translation reinitiation; formation of translation preinitiation complex. The transcript is spliced from 8 exons. Lineage: Eukaryota; Metazoa; Chordata; Actinopteri; Elopiformes; Megalopidae. The record is from RefSeq and is a predicted model, not a curated record.
CGGCAAGACAGAGGAGGUGUGCUUUUGAUGCUUAUGUAUUAUUUUAUCCCAGCAUUCACGACCAUACAAUAAUGUGUACGUCACCGUUUUGCAGAAAAUAAUAGAUACACAUUGUGUUUACGGGAUAAAACACCAUGGCUACUACUGAAAAUACAGAAUCGGGGUCACCAGAAAACAAAGUGGAUCGCAGAGCUGGUGACUCAGAUGCGAGAUUCCCUCUCAGAGUGCUCUACUGUGGAGUAUGCUCCUUGCCAACAGAGUACUGCGAGUACAUGCCUGAGCCAGCCAAAUGUAGGCAGUGGCUGGAGAAGAACUUCCCAGAUGAGUUUGCCAAGAUGAGCCUAGGGAACGCACCAAAGCAGGACACUGGAGGUGGAUAUGUGCCCCCUGCUGGAGAGGAAGAGGAAAAAAAGAAGCAGAAGAGAGGUGGGAGGGGCCAGAUCAAACAAAAAAAGAAAACAGUUCCCCAGAAAGUAACAAUAGCCAAAAUCCCUCGCGCUAAGAAGAAAUAUGUGACUCGUGUAUGUGGCCUAAACACUUUUGACAUUGACCUUAGAGAAGCGCAGAGAUUCUUCGCCCAGAAAUUCUCGUGUGGCGCUUCGGUGACAGGAGAGGAUGAAAUCAUCAUUCAGGGAGAUUUUACAGAUGACAUCAUUGAUGUUAUCCAAGACAAGUGGCCUGAGGUGGAUGACGACAGCAUUGAUGAUCUUGGAGAAGUGAAGAAGUAAAGAGGGAACCUGCACUUUUACUAAGGAACACAACGUGACAGAAUGACCUGGCCAAAAAUCCACACAUGCAUUUGAAUCAUUUUAUAUCCAUUUUAUUUACUGUAUAGAAACUGUGGACUCAGCCAUUUUUUGGCAUUUUUUCCAGUUCUGUAUAGCUGCUUUUCUCUGACUUGCCAAAGGUCUCAUAUGAUUGUGAAUUCCUGCAAA